Cicer arietinum (chickpea) is the source of this 1775-nucleotide messenger RNA. RefSeq lists its product as uncharacterized. NCBI's taxonomy places the organism in Eukaryota, Viridiplantae, Streptophyta, Magnoliopsida, Fabales, Fabaceae. The record is from RefSeq and is a predicted model, not a curated record.
UUCAAAAGCAACACAGACCAGAACCACUCAAACUUUCAUCUCCGAAAAAAAUUGUGUUAUUUCAACAUAACAACAAAAAUGGUUUACUCUAACUACACCCCCACUUACUAUUCAACCCUCCACGAUUCAAUCACCUCUUUCUGCAAAACAAUUCUUCCUUUCAACUUCAAAAAACGAUCUUUGCCUUCAGCAGAGCACAGAUUAUCAAAGCUACAAUCUGAUAAUCUUAAAUGGCAACAAGACACUUUUCACCAAGUUUUGAAUCUGAUGGGUCUCCACAAAGAAGGUAUUGUGGCUGAAUCUGAAGUUUCAGCUUUCAAAACUCACUUGCUUGAGACACUUAUUGCUUCUACUCCAGAACAAGAACACGCUGUUAUAUUAAGAGAUAAGCUUCUGUUUUUGCAGGAACUACUUUAUGCCAAGUGCAUUUCUGAAGAAGACUAUCAUUCUUCAAAAAGGCCAUUGGUACAAAGACUAGCAGUACAAGGAGCUAAGAUUGAAGCUAGUGAUAUAAUCGCAUCGAAAUUGAAAGACUCAAAAGAGAAUUCAGAAGAGGAGUGGUCAGUUAUUGACUUGAAGGAUGAUAAAAACAAAGAGAAUUUGAAUUCUAAGACCAGAUCUAAUCAAGGAUCAGCUUUAAAGCAGAUUAAAGGAGCAGCAUCCGUUUUCGGCUUUGUUUCUUCCAAUAACAAGCAUGACAAAAACUGGUCUGAAAAGAGCAUAUUUGAUUCACCUUCAUUGCAUUCAAAAGGAAAACAACAAAGUGAAGCUGGUUCAAUUCUUAUGGAGGAAACCGGACCACCCGAACCACCGAAGCAAAGCAGCUCUGGUUCGGAGAAGUUGAAGAGAAAACCAUUUAGAACUUUGUUUCAUAAGGAACAAAGAGAAGGACAUGGUGGUUCUGAGAUGGAACAAAAAGGAGGGAAAUCAGUGAAAAAACAAUGGGGAUUUGAUGGAUUCAAGAAAUGGAAGAGAAGUGAAUUGGACGAUGAUGAUGAAACAGCUCCUUUGCCUUUGAAUCAGAGAUCUGAUAGUGAGGCUUUUGCAAGAGCUGUUGGGGAGGGACCAGACACUAAGUUGAUAAAGAAAAAGUUGCAUUCUGAUGGUUCUCCAUCUGAUUUUUUCAUAGAUAAGGUUUUGGGAAACAAUAUAAAGAAGGAGUUGUCAAGAAUUCAGACAGAACUCAGCAGCACAAAUCCAAAUCUUAAGUUUUCGAAUGAUCAGAUUGAAGCAAUUUCUACCAGAAUUCCAGUGGAUAAGGCUGAUUUGAAAAACUACUUUCCGAAAUCAUGGUGUGAGCGAUAUGGUGAUGUUGUGCUGGAUGUGGUGAAAAAGGAAUUCAAAAACCACGUUGAAGAAAUGGAUAACAUGCGGAGCAUUGCAAAAGAAAAACGUGGAGGCAACUCAAAGCGAUGGACAAUGUUUGAUGAUGAUGAAAACAUUCAUCCAAAUCUUUUUGUUCAUCAUCAUGAUAAUAAUAAUUCAGUUAGCAGUAGUAACAUCAAUCCAUUUUCUCAUGGUUAUAACUUAUGAGGAGAGCGUGUGGAACUAAUUAAGCUGAGGUCUUGAUCAGCUUCUUCCUCUAAGAAAUCCAUCUCUAGGAUUUAUUUUAUUUUACUAUAGGCAAAUGUUAAAUUGUUAUAUUAUUAUUAUAUAUGUUAGUAGUCAGGGUUUGAAGACUUUUUUUCAAACUUGAUGUUUCAGUUCAACCAUUUGAGCUAUGCCCCUCAGAACCUAUCUGCAUAAAUAUAAUAAUAUUAUUAAGACUUUAAGAG